AUGGCAACAAUAUUUCGUAGUGAAGAAAUGACGUUAAGUCAAUUGUAUUUACAGCCUGAUGCUGCUUAUUCAACUAUAGCAGAAUUAGGAGAAUUAGGCAUAGUUCAAUUUCGUGAUUUAAAUCCAAACGUAAAUGCAUUUCAAAGAAAAUUUGUUAAUGAAGUUCGACGAUGUGAAGAAAUGGAACGAAAACUACGUUUUCUUGAAGGUGAAAUAAAAAAAGAUGAAUUAUCAUUGACGGAACCACAUGAGAAUCUUGAUGCGCCAAAAGCUCGAGAAAUGAUCGACCUCGAAGCUAUUAUUGAUAAAUUAGAUCAUGAAUUAAAAGAAAUCAAUACAAAUGCUGAUGCACUCAUGAGAAAUUUCAAUGAACUAACAGAAUUAAAAUAUAAUUUAGCAAUGACACAAGCAUUUUUUCAAGAUGCACAACAAAUUGGAAUGAAUUCAUCGGAAAAUAUUCUUGAACAAAAUCUCGAUUCAGUUGAUCAAUAUUCAACAACAGUAACAGUUGGAAUGAAACUUGGAUUUCUCAGUGGAGUUAUUGCACGUGAUCGAAUGAAUGGAUUCGAAAGAAUGUUAUGGAGAGUUUGUCGUGGAAAUGUUUAUUUAAAACAAGCUGAAAUUCCACAAUUGAUUGAAGAUCCUCUUACUGGUGAAAAAAUUCAUAAAACGGUAUUUGUUGUUUUUUUUCAAGGUGAACAAUUAAAAACUCGUGUUCAAAAAAUUUGUGAAGGUUUUCGUGCUAAUAUUUAUCCUUGCCCAGAAAAUUCCAAUGAUCGUCGUGAAUUAGCAAUGGGUGUUAUGACACGCUUAGAAGAUUUAAAUGUUAUUCUUCGUCAAACGCAUGAUCAUCGUCAACGAGUUUUAUUAGAAACAUCGAAAACAAUUCGAACAUGGCAAAUUAAAGUUAAAAAAAUCAAAGCCAUUUAUCAUACAAUGAAUAUGUUUAAUAAUGAUGUUGCAAGAAAAUGUCUUAUUGCUGAAUGUUGGACACCAAAUUCACAAAUUCAAACCGUUCAAUUAGCAUUAAGAAAAGGAUCAGAAUUAAGUGGUUCAGGAUCAGUUUCAUCUGUACUAAAUCGAAUGAUAACAGAUGAACAACCACCAACACAUCAUAAAUUAAAUAAAUUUACACAAGGCUUUCAAAAUUUAGUUGAUGCAUAUGGUGUUGCAACGUACAGAGAAAUAAAUCCAAUGCCAUUUGUUUUAAUAACAUUUCCAUUUUUAUUUGCUGUGAUGUUUGGUGAUGCUGGUCACGGUCUUGUUGUUACUAGUUUUGCUCUUUGGAUGGUUUUAAAAGAAAAUUCACUGAAAAAUAAAUGGAGAAAACAAGAAGUUUGGACUAUUUUUUUUGGUGGAAGAUAUAUUAUUUUAUUAAUGGGAUUAUUUUCAAUUUAUACGGGACUUAUCUAUAAUGAUGUGUUUUCAAAAUCCAUUAAUAUAUUUGGAUCAUCAUGGAGAGUUAAAUUUGGUGAUGAAACAUUAAAUAAAUCAGAUACGGUUAUAUUAGAGCCUACUUCAUAUAAUUAUAGUCGAACAAGUGAAUAUCGUCAAAUGUAUUCGGGCGCACCAUAUCCAUUUGGUCUUGAUCCUGUUUGGCAAUUAGCUGAAAAUAAAAUAACAUUUACAAAUUCAGCAAAAAUGAAAUUUGCUAUUAUUAUUGGAAUUAUUCAAAUGGGUUUUGGGGUCGUUCUUAGUUUAUGGAAUCAUUUUCAUUUCAGACAUUAUCAUGGAAUACUUGUUGAAUUUCUCCCACAAAUAAUAUUUCUAGCUUGUAUAUUUUUCUAUUUAAUUAUAUUAAUAUUUUAUAAAUGGUCAAUGUACGAAGGAAAAGAUGCAACAUCAGCACCAUCACUUCUUAUUCAUUUAAUAAAUAUGAUGUUAUUAUCUUAUCCAACUGAUCCACCAAGUUCAACAAAAUUCUAUAGCUCUCAACAAACACUUCAAACAGCAUUAUUAGGAUUUGCAGUCAUUUGUAUUCCAUGGCUGCUUAUAGGAAAACCAAUUUAUAAAAUACUUCAAAAAAGAAAACAAGAGAAUUUGUCAACAAUACCAAUGAAUGAUCAAGCAAGUAAUGAUAUCGAAAUGAAUACUCAUAAUAAUCAUCAUGAACAGAGUGGCGUCGUGCUGGACGUCAAUGCACAAAAGUCGAACACUAAAGAAUUUCUUGACGAUGAACAUCUCCAUCAUCAAAAGAAUAAAGUGGAGGUUGACAUGAGUGAAGUAUGGGUUGAACAAGGUAUUCAUACAAUUGAAUAUUUUCUUGGUUGUAUAUCACAUACAGCUUCAUAUUUACGUCUUUGGGCAUUAUCAUUGGCUCAUGCUCAAUUAUCUGAAGUGUUAUGGCAUAUGGUAUUUCAAAUUGGAUUAUCGAUGAAUGGUUAUCUGGGUGGUAUUGCAUCAUUUCUUGUUUUUAUGCCAUGGUCAACAUUAACUGUCUUUAUAUUACUUUUAAUGGAAGGACUUUCAGCUUUUCUUCAUGCACUUCGUCUUCAUUGGGUUGAAUUUCAAUCGAAAUUUUACAAAGGUGAAGGUUAUCCAUUUGUUCCAUUUUCAUUUAAAACUAUCCUUGAAGAAACUCCAUUCGAUACAUAA
Rotaria socialis is the source of this 2595-nucleotide messenger RNA. The record is from the annotation of a GenBank genome assembly. Lineage: Eukaryota; Metazoa; Rotifera; Eurotatoria; Philodinida; Philodinidae.